Molecule: messenger RNA, 968 nt
Organism: Formica exsecta
Lineage: Eukaryota; Metazoa; Arthropoda; Insecta; Hymenoptera; Formicidae
Product: thioredoxin domain-containing protein 9
Exons: 4
Coding region: 189-830 (213 amino acids)
Biological process (GO): microtubule cytoskeleton organization
Cellular component (GO): cytoplasm
Source: RefSeq, a predicted model, not a curated record
CUGCUUUCUGCUCUUUGCUUCUAUAUAUGGUUAAGUUCCUUAACUUUUCGAGGUGAAAAGUGAAUUCAACCGUGAUACUUUAUCUCGCCAGAACGUAGAAAUUUAUAGAAGAAAAUAAUAGUGAAUUAAAAGUCGAGUUGAUUAAAUUCUCACUAUAUUAAAGAACAAAAUUUUGUGACAUUAAAUAAAUGGAGGCUGUACUUCAACAAAAAGUCAUAGAUGUUGCCAAUCAUGUUGAGCAGCAAUUGGAUGCAGAGUUGGAAAAAUUAGAUAAUUUGGAUAUCAGUGAUUAUGAGAAGAUACGUGCACACAGAUUAAAUGAAUUGAAGCAAAUGCAAAAACAAAAACAGAAUUGGCUAUCUUUGGGUCAUGGAGAAUAUACAGAGAUAUAUGAUGAGAAAGAAUUCUUUGAAAUAUCCAAAAAGUCAGAAAAUAUCGCCUGUUUAUUUUAUAAAGAUGAUUCUCAACGAUGUAAAAUUGUAGAUUAUCAUUUCAAGAUUCUUGCAAAAAGACACAUUGAAGCAAGAUUCUGUAAAUUAAAUGUAGAAAGAUGUCCAUUUUUGACUGGACGAUUACGGAUUAAAAUUAUACCUACAAUCACGCUAAUUGUAAAUGGUAAAACUAAGGAUUAUAUUGUAGGCUUUACUGAAUUAGGGAAUUGCGAUGAUUUUUCUACAGAAACGUUGCAGUGUCGUCUAGCACAAUCUGGUGUAAUCAAUUAUGAUGAUGAUUUACAUUUUUCAGAAACUGGCAAAAAGCCAUUUAUAUUUAAACCUUCAAAGCCUAAGACCAUUAAGGGACACAAUUCAGAUGAUUCUGAUGAUGAUUAAAACUGUAUUCAAAUAUGAAAAUUUAUACAUAAUUUUCACAAUUUACAUCAUGCAUUAAAUUUAAUUCUUAUGCUUUUCUUGUUUAAUAGUAAGCUGAACAUAUUUCAUAAUAAAAAAAAAUUAAUGUAUUCUGUAUUC